Molecule: messenger RNA, 1207 nt
Organism: Aureobasidium pullulans EXF-150
Lineage: Eukaryota; Fungi; Ascomycota; Dothideomycetes; Dothideales; Saccotheciaceae
Exons: 2
Coding region: 14-859 (281 amino acids)
Cellular component (GO): intracellular anatomical structure
Molecular function (GO): pyridoxal phosphate binding
Source: RefSeq, a predicted model, not a curated record
CGCAAACAUUCCAAUGUCCGACCAAACCGAAAUGCAAAUCAACCCCACCCGCGCAAAACACCUGGCCGAAAACCUCAGCCACGUCGCCAACCAAAUCAAAUCCGCAAACACCGCAAACCGCAAUGUCCGCCUCAUAGCCGUCUCAAAACUAAAACCCGCAAACGACAUCCUCGCCCUCCACCAAUCCCCCACAUCCCACCUCCACUUCGGCGAAAACUACUCCCAAGAACUCCUCGAAAAAGCUUCCUUGCUACCUCGCUCAAUCCACUGGCACUUCAUAGGCGCCCUACAGACGAAUAAAUGCCGUCCCCUAGCCGAGUCGAUCCCGAAUUUAUUCUCAGUGAGCAGCGUAGACAGUGCAAAAAAAGCAGAUGGUUUGGAAAAGGGAAGGGCGAAAUUGGUGGCUGAGAAAAAGAAAGAGCAGCAGCAGCAGCAGCAGGAAAUGGGAGAUGAUCAGAAAUUGAGGGUGUUGGUGCAAGUCAAUACGUCGGGAGAAGCUGAAAAAUCGGGAGUGGAACCUUCUGAUGCUCCGGCAUUGUGUCAACAUAUCAUGACUUCCUGCCCGCAUCUUCAAUUGGGAGGGUUGAUGACGAUCGGCGCAAUCGCGAGAUCAAAAGCCACGACUCCGGAAACGGAGAAUGAGGAUUUUGAGCAGUUGAGAAAAGUAAGGGAUGCCGUGGCCACGCAGUUGGGUAUCGAAGAGGAGGAAUUGGAACUUUCUAUGGGUAUGAGUUCGGAUUUUGAAGCGGCGAUUAAGCAGGGGAGUACGGAGGUUAGAGUCGGCACUACCAUUUUUGGUGAGAGGCCGGCUAGGGGUGAUGCCAAGGUCAAGGAGGAUGUUGCUGAGGAGAAGAAGUAGAGCUUCAAUCUAAGAACGAGCAUUGCAAGUCAGAAGGGUGGUCGAGUGCUUAAUCCGUAUCGGUGUGGUCACUCUGUCACUCCAAACAAAGUCAUGAAAGCAGAUACAGUCAAGCAAAAGUUCCAUUAUCGUGUAUAUACCCUUUAUGAGAGCAGCAAAAAUCGUCCUCGGCCUUUGUCCAAACCCCUUUUUUAUGAUUCGGCAAAAGCGAGAUUCUUCGUCAAAUCGUAUCCUCUUUAUUUCCAGCCCUCAACAGCCUCGUCGAUAUCACGACGGAUCUCACGCUGCUGCUCGCACUGCAUGAGGAAGACCUUGUACUUUGCAUCAAGCAACUUCUUCUCGUUCUUG